This is a messenger RNA of Porites evermanni, 5341 nucleotides long. The record is from the annotation of a GenBank genome assembly. Lineage: Eukaryota; Metazoa; Cnidaria; Anthozoa; Scleractinia; Poritidae.
CCUCCCUCCUCCUUCCGACACUUCGUUCCUUCGUUUACAAAAGGUACUCACGUGACUUAGAUGCCUUAUAUGGAUUAAGCGUCUCGAUAGCGUCCUUUCCGCGCGAAGGACGCAAAUAGCGUUGUGAACUGGAAGGGAUCAUCGGCACGUUGGAGAUGUUCGAUAAAGAAGGUCUGGUGACAGCCGUGGUUAUUUUAAUAACUAUCGUAGCUGUGAUCCUGGUGAUCUUGUUUGGUAAGUGGUUUUUGGCCGUCUAUGGGCGCCUUUUCGUAUGAUCAUGCAGUUGACAGUUGGGAUGCGCGGAUCACAGUUCGAGCCUUUUCGUUGAGUGUGGGGGUUAAGUUCCGUUAUGCCCUGUUUAGCUCAAAGGAUUAAUAACUCAAUCCCCGGUAUACAUAAUUUACUACCUUGCUUCACUGAUCUUGAGUUAUGAUCACCGAGGUUGCCACUGGUUAACCAUCAACCGAAGUACAUCACUUUAUAGGGUUGUUUCCAUCGAGAAAAUUAAAUUUCAAUCUUUGCUGCACCCCCCGGCCCCCUUGCCGAAAUUCCAAGCGUAAUUAUCCAGAAGAGCAUGCUCAAGAAUAAUGACUCGUUUCUGAGCUAGAUUUGAUAAAUUUUUGCCUUGCGUGCAUGUCUUUCUCCUUUGGAAGAAUUUUUUUCGUGUCGCACCACAGGGUUCCCAGUAGGUUUUUCAAGAUUAUGUAUCGGUCAAAUCGAAGCUUCAACAUGCCCCCCCCCCCCGCAUACCGCGGGCAUUUGACACCUUUGCCGUCCCGGGGAGGAGGGAAUUUGAUUAUCAGAGUCUUCCAGGGGGUGGGGAAUUUGAUCCCCAUGCUUUAGGGGUGGGGAAUUUGAACUGCACCCUUGAUUUCAUGUAAAAUCUUUGGCGUGGCGACCUAUCAUGGGGGACGCGGUGUUAGAGGAUUUUCGUGGAAAAGAUUGUGCCUUUGUGGCCAAUUGUUUACGAGGAAAGGGCUUAAACAAGCUUUGUGCCGUAUUUGAAGUAUUUAAAUUUUAAAAUUUUUAAUAUUGGAUUCAGGCUCUGAAUGUAUGAAUGUAUUUUAUUGUUGAGUUCACAAUGAAAUACAACACCUAUACCGGGGAUUCAAUACAACAACAUAAAAUAAAAUAAAAUAAAAAGCUCAGGUCAACUACUUUGACCUACUGUAAGUAUAUUAAUUAAUAAGAUGAGCGAUCACGCAUGUCAAUGAAAUGGUCAUGAUGUAGUAAUCUCAAUAGGUGGGAUCUUUUUUGAUACAACGCUUUGUAAGUUGCAUGAAGAAGAAAAGCUGAGCAUUCAGUGACCUUGUAGCAGCGAUUUCCGCCGCUUUGCACGAGACUUCUGUUCGUNGAUUUCAUGUAAAAUCUUUGGCGUGGCGACCUAUCAUGGGGGACGCGGUGUUAGAGGAUUUUCGUGGAAAAGAUUGUGCCUUUGUGGCCAAUUGUUUACGAGGAAAGGGCUUAAACAAGCUUUGUGCCGUAUUUGAAGUAUUUAAAUUUUAAAAUUUUUAAUAUUGGAUUCAGGCUCUGAAUGUAUGAAUGUAUUUUAUUGUUGAGUUCACAAUGAAAUACAACACCUAUACCGGGGAUUCAAUACAACAACAUAAAAUAAAAUAAAAUAAAAAGCUCAGGUCAACUACUUUGACCUACUGUAAGUAUGUUAAUUAAUAAGAUGAGCGAUCACGCAUGUCAAUGAAAUGGUCAUGAUGUAGUAAUCUCAAUAGGUGGGAUCUUUUUUUAUACAACGCUUUGUAAGUUGCAUGAAGAAGAAAAGCUGAGCAUUCAGUGACCUUGUAGCAGCGAUUUCCGCCGCUUUGCACGAGACUUCUGUUCGUAGUUAAUACGCUAACUGUGUUUCUCAGUUUUUGUUAUAUUUAUAAAGAUUUGUUUGGCAACUGAAGGCGUUUCCAUCGUCCUUCUGUCAUUUUUGUGCCUGUGAAAUGUCCCCGGGGUGGGGGCAUUUGAUCACCUGAAUGGACCCUAGUGUGGGGCAUUUGAAUGGCAUUUUGGCCCGGGUAGGGGGGAAUUUGAACAAAAAUUUUCAAAAAAGUCAAAUGCCCGGGGGGUUUCCCGGGGGGGACAUGUUGAAGCUUCGAUUUGACCGAUACAUUAGGGAUUAGGGAAUUGGCCUCACUAGAGAAUUUGUGCGAAAAUAAUAGCCGAGCGAGAUCUGGGGCCAGUUUUUCGAAGCCCGAUUAGCGCUUAACCCGGGGUUAAAUUUAACCCGGGUUUCUUUUUCUUGCGUUCAAAAGCAUUUUCUCGGAUAAUUUUCUCUGUUAUUUUUAGAGCCUCUAGUCAUCAACUAGUAGACAAAAAGAAUUAAAACUGAAAUGCUUUUUAAGCUUUCAAAUCUGAAUUCAAAUCUCGCACUAACCCUGGAUUAUCCUAACCCAGCUUUGAACAACUCGGCCCUGGAAUUUUAAUUGAAUAAGGAUAUGGGGUUUUAUGAUAUGAGAUUUGGGAAAUGUUGUUGUUUAGUCUGCGGAGUGUGACAAGUGCAUACCCGCCAAGGGUCACGCCUGAGGAGUGAUUGUCACGCCUGCGGAUCGAAAACUUGGAUCUCACUCCUACUCGCGCCUGUGUUACGAUUUAUCAUGCCUGGUGGAAAAGUUUGAGCCAUUACAGCAUUUACUGACACAUUGUAGUUAUUUAAAGAAACCAGAACCAAAGAGAGAAAAGAAAAGUCUAUGUGGAUGAUCUUCUCUUUUUUUAGUAGGGAAGUCAAUGUUCCUUUGUGUUCCCAUGUUCAUGUUAGACUGAACUCUUCGUACAGUCUUCGGAAGUCUUUGGAACGUCUUCGGAUCUUGUCGGACCCUAUGAAAAAUCUUGGCACUCUUAAGAUAAAAAAUGUCCACGCCUAUUAAUGUAAAAAAGUUGGCAGGUAUACGAGUGCGCCCCAUUUUUUUAUUGUACAUGCUCAUUGUGCAGUUCAAAAUGAGCACUGCACAGAGCUUAACAUCUUUUUGCAAUAGAAUGACACUGAGAAGUUGUAUUAUUUAAAAUCCAGUAGUUCAGUUUGCUCAUGGUGCACAUGGCAAAUAGCUCUAGAAUAGGCCAAUAAAAGCCAGUGAUAAGGAUUAUGGGAUAUUUGCGGAAAAAUAUUUUGGACAAUCCAUGGGGAUUGUAAGCUCAGAAUAAAACUUCUGCCAAGCUGUAUAAAACCUAAUCAUCAGAGAUCCAGUUGAAUCUCUACUAACAACCACCUCUCCACUAUAACAGAGACUUUUUUUUGUCCCAGGGGACACUACACUACUUGACUCUCGUUUCUCGGGGGAGGGGAGAAAAACUAUGCCUGCCCGAUAUCAUUGUUCUUUUGGAAAACUUCGUACGCUGGUAAACGGAGCCCCUGAUUGGUGCAGCUUGGGGGAAGUAGAUUGAUGCCUGUCAAUCAAAUGUAAGUCUAUAUUGUUUAUUCCAUUUUUGUUUACAUGCAACUGCGGGAAAGAAUUAUUCUGAAUUCAGGAAUGGCGGAUGCUAGAGCGAUUUUUAACACUGCUGUCGAAACAAGUCUUUUGGAAUUGGAGCGGCUGGGAAUGUCGCGUGUGUUAGGCAAUGAAAAAGUCAAAACGAUUUCUACACUGGCAUCAGGACAAGAUUUGCUUGUAGUGCUACUUUAAUUACCUCAUGCCAAAAUGCUGCUUGUUCCAAUACGUUUUUUUUCUCUGGCAGGUAGAUUAUGCUCUGGAGGGUUCGCAGGUGUCAUAUGAUACCCCCCCCCCCCCCCAUAAUGGCCACCUCUCCCCAACAGCCACUUUCUUCUAUCCCCAAGGUGGCCAUUGUGGAAAGGUUCAACUGUAACGGCUAAAAUUAAUGUCCCAGUAGGCAAACAAAAGCUGCUUGUUUAUGCUUGUAAUACAGCAGCUGCCAUCUUUAUGGAACAUUGGGGAUGGUUGAAAUAUCAACCCUCAGUGACUGUACUAGGCAUUAGGGGAGAGAGGGGAGAGAGGGGGAGAGGAGAAAAAAAUAUGCUUGCCUCAAUUCUCAUUUUUCGGUUGGGAUUAUGCUGGCAAAUGGAGCCUUUGAUUGUUGUGGUUUAGCACUAUACAUGGCUAACAGAUCGAUACCUGUCAGUUUUAUUGUAAGUUGAUAGAUCUCUUUUGUUUGAGAUGUAGGGACAGACAGAGGCAGCAGUGUAGCUUUCCAUUUUACUAGUGAUGACUGUUUUAUUGUCUAGAAAUGUUGCAUAGUUCGUCUGUGACAUUUCAAGGGCCCCAAUGUCUGGCCUUAAAAUAAACAGUUUUACUGGAGGAUGGAUGUCAUAAAUUAGCAGUUAUGUCUGAUAGUAAGAUUAUGCUGUUGGUCCCAUUUCAGUGCAGUAAUAUGAGUGUCAUGUUACCAUACUGUUUAUAAGCAUUAUUUUAUUGCAUUAAUGGUAAUUAAAACUGAGUGAGAACAUUCAUCAAAGAUAGAAGCGUAGCGUAGCUAAUUAUGUAUGCCUUUACCCCAUUACUUAUCUGAAAAGAAUGUGGUUCUAGAGGUAAAUGAAAACAAGACAAAUGUGGCUAUAAAAUAGCUAUUGGGUUGGAGAAUAUACCUGCUUUUAUUCCCCUUAAUUUGGAAUUCUGUAAGUAUUCAGUUACACAGCAUUAACAGCAUUGCACACAGUUUUACUACUUAUAGCCCUGAAACUCAGACCAGCAAAUUGAUAUUAACACCUGCACAAACAGUUGAAAAAGGGCAAAAGUCAGACAAACAUCUUAGGUUAAUCUAAUGUUGUUUGGUUAGAAAAUUUGUUAGCAUUGUUUCUUGUUCUAAUAUCUUUUCAGGCUGGUUUAUUGUUUGGAAAAUGUUCCUUAUCCGCUUCUCUUUCAUUCGGGAGUUAGUGUAUGGUGGUGGCAAUGACAAGUCAAGUACCAACACUGUUCCAGCCACUCCAUUAAGAAGAUCAUCACGUAUCAGGGAUCUGAGAUCCAGGAAAUUAAAAACUGAUGAUUAACAUCAUUGGUAUCAAAGAAGAUCUGUAUUUACAAUCUCUUUUCUGCAGUACUUAUUCUUUCCAGCUGUACAUAGUAACAUUUUCUGGUGUCAAGACAAGUAACAUGGAUGACUGUGUAUGAACUUCAGACCUCUUCAAAAAGACAUGUAAUAGGAAGAAAGAAAUCGCUUAACCAAACCUACUCCAAACAAAAAGGACCCAAGUUGUAACAUUUUAUUCCACUUUUAACGAUCUAUUUAUUGUAUUAAAAUAUUGUAGUUAGUGUCAUUAAUAUACUUAGGGAUAUUAGACAUUCAAAGGAAUGUUAAAAAAGUGAACAUAUAUAUGUUCGAUAUUUUAAUGUCAAUAUAAAGUACAAGCAAGAAUUUGCACUAUUAGCACAGAAAAGCAAAGUCUCCUGUU